This is a messenger RNA of Cylicocyclus nassatus, 2475 nucleotides long. Lineage: Eukaryota; Metazoa; Nematoda; Chromadorea; Rhabditida; Strongylidae. The record is from the annotation of a GenBank genome assembly.
AUGGCUGUUGUCUUCUCUCCUGUCCGUGGAGCCGAUCUUUACGUUAUCCAGUACAAGUUCUCAUACGAAGUUAAAUUUGAACCUAACCGUUAUGAGAUUUCAACUCAGCCUGAAAUUAAAGACUAUAUGAUAUCAAAGAUGGCAUCCUGUUAUUCGUCCGUAGAUGUGCGUGUGGCAGCCGUGUCUUCAUUUAGUACUGGUCCGUUUUCCAGCUUGCUCUCAAUAAAGCCGCCAUUGCUUUCAAUAAGUUCACACCUCGAAUUAUUGAGCAUGGUUUAUAGCGGUAUCCCGGGUUGGCUUGGCGGGUCCAUUGAGCUCACUCUAAAAUAUAUUGUUGGGGAGUGGCCAUUUGGGCUUGAGGAUCUAGAUGUGACUCCAAUAAUGUUUGGUGCCUUUUGCGAGAAAGCGCCUAUCGGCGAAGUUCCUUUGCCAAAAUUUAUGCAAGGUUCUCGCCCGAAUACUGUAGUAGCUCGGCUAGACGCUGACGCCAUGUAUCGUCGAUGUCAUUAUCACUACAGAGUGGCAAAUGUUACUAGUCAACGGUGUCAAACUACUUCAUUUCCGUGGACUAAUGAAAGACGAUCGUUAGUGAUAAGUUGUGAUACCGUGACGAAUAGUUCCUGCGCAGAAAAAACAUCCACAUCUCCCAUCUGUGGACAGAUCAACAAUAUCCAUUAUGAGGUAACAGACAAAAUGUCAGUGUCAGAUGAGCCUAAUAAGGAAAUUCUUUCGCUGAAAGUUACAUUCGAUCCGAUCAUGAGAGAGGAAGAGCUGCCAACACUUUAUUACAAAGCCUACUAUGGAGAAGCGGAACCAUACCAAAAAACUAAAAAUAAUGUGUCCGAUGGCGUCAAGCUCACCCGCAACAUCAAAACUACUACCAACUGUUUGAAAUUUGAAAAGAUUGGACGCUGUUUGAAGAUCAAGAACAGCGUUUUGAUAUCUGGCAUUCGUAAUGAUGAAACAUAUGGCAUCAUUUUUUGUGCCAUCAAGGAUACCAGAAAUACAAUUGCACUACCUUAUAUUUAUGGAAUGAGUGCCACGAAACUAGAAGCAAACAAGGUUUACGUUAGUUCUAUAGCGGAUUUCAAGACUGAGACGAUAUUAUUUACAACUGGCGCAGCCUUUCUUCUGAUGAUGGGUGCCAUCGCCGUGUGGUGCUACAUCAACAAGCAGGAACGAAAUAACAAAAUAUAUCAACUGAAGUCAACGCAAAAACAGAAAAAAAGAAGUAGCCCACACAGUCUUCCUAAAGCAUCUGACAACUGGGAAAUCGAGCGCAGUAAUCUCAUAGUUUACGACGGAGUAAAGCUUGGAUCUGGUGCUUUUGGAGCGGUCUAUCUAGGUAGACUCAUUCGCAAAUCCCCGCUAAACCACAAUUUCAAGUCGCUUUCGGUGAAUCUGAUGAAAGCGGAAAGUUGUCAGGUGGCAGUCAAAAUGUUACCAGAGCCUGCCGAUGAUGCGUCAAGGAGCGAAUUUUUGAGGGAAAUUGGGUUGAUGAAACUCCUCGGAUAUCAUGAAAGGCUAGUCAACAUGCUGGCAUGUAUCACAGAAUCUGCGCCGCUUUGCCUUGUCGCCGAGCUUUGUAACUACGGUGAUUUACUGAAUUUUCUUCGAAUACGUUGCAAGUACAUGAUCAAACUCAACGCAGAAGGAAUAGACUACAGCGAUCUACCUGUGGAUGGUAACUACAACAUAGAAAUGGUGGUAACCUUGAAGCAGUUGCUGAUGUUCGCGCUGCAAAUUUCUUAUGGUCUUGAGUACCUAUUUAGCAAGGGAUUUGUUCAUCGCGACAUUGCAGCUAGGAAUAUACUUGUGAAUGCGAAGGCCUCCUGCAAAAUUGGAGACUUUGGACUUUGUCAGAAUUUGUAUUCAAAUACUUUGCUCAACGAAAACAAGGGUUGCCGUUUACCGCUGAGGUGGAUGUCACCGGAGGCAAUACGACGUUAUGAGUUCUCACCACAAAGCGACAUAUGGGCAUUCGGCGUAUUGCUCUUCGAAAUCAUCACGUUAGGCGGUUCUCCUUAUCCACUAACUCCUGCCAAAGAUCUGCUCCAUUAUCUCGAAAGUGGAAGACGAAUGGAACGGCCUGACAACUGCCCCGAACAAUUCUAUGAAUUAAUGACUGAAUGUUGGCGUUUUGAACCUAAGGAACGACCAGAUAUUUCGACAAUUCGCCAGAAGUUAGCUACUCAGCUUGAGGAAAUCACUGAAGAAUAUAAUUACUUGAAGCUGGAUAGCCAGAAAGACUAUUACAGUAUAGAAUGUGCGGUUGAAAAGCGUGAUAUAAUAGUAAUUAAUGAAAUAGAGGAAAGUACUUCACUACCGAAACCACAAAAAACACAAACGCUCUCGUCUGACAAUUUGAAUGUUGAUGACGUCAACAUAUGGAGCACCAACGUAAAUCCUGGAAACAAUAGGACGGAAAACGAAUCCUCGUCAACCUUGCAACCAUGUAGACAACAGCAUUUGUGA